AUUUGUGAAUUUUUUACAGCAUGCGCCUUYCUUGCUCUCAUCGCAAAUCGAACAAAGCUAUACAACCAUUCGCCUAUUCCAAAGAAACGUCCGAUUAAAGUYACCAAACUUUCUGUGUACGGUGCAAAAAUUGUUGAAAAUAUAAGAUUAAUAUUGAUUUUCUUACUAUUACAAUGUAGAAAUUGGAAAUUUGUUAUUUAAAUAUGACUAAGAAAUAAAAAAUUACUUAUUUGGCAAAAGAAACAUUUAGAAUAUGGUUUUCGAAAAACGUGAAAAUUUGCAAGCGGAUAUCGAGAUUAUUCAUUUGCUGCAAAAGUGCGGAGAGUGAGAAAGAAGGGCGAAGCAUAUACGAAAUCAAGUAAUAACAAAUUUARAAGUCAAAAGUGAAGUAAAAGUAAAAAAAUUGUACCGAUUUCAACGUGCCGAUAGAAAAUUCAAGCUAAGAAUAUCUGCUUGUAAUUGAAAAGAAUAUAUAGUGUAUAUCUAUAGUCGGAAUAUGUACAUCUCGUAAAAACCUUAUUCAGAGUACAAAUCGUAUCGACUACCCUCUAAUUGUUAUUGCAGCCGAUGGUCUAGUGCGAGUUUAUAAAGUGCACACACUAGCACAAAUAUUCAUUAAAUAUUAAAUAGAAAAAACAAGUAAUUAAUUGUUAUUCGCGAAAAUUUAAAUAGAUUAAAAUGUCUACCCCAGCAGUAGUUGAGGGUACGGCAGUUACUAGUGAAACCGGAGACUCGUACAUUAAUUUAUCCAACAAUAUACGGCCAGCAUCAGCUGCUGAUUCAAGUGCACGAACUUCGGCCAUGUCCACCAAUACGUCCCGGCGUGGUCGCUCAGGYUCAGCGCGAAGCUCACAAGGAGCAACUGAAGGAAUUGAAAGUAGCAAUCAUAAUGCUGUUAGUUCCACAUCCAGUGCCAAUGAAACUGUACCAGAACAUGGUACUCCAGCAACAGCUGCAGCUGAGGACAUAMAUUUACCACAAACAUUAACUCCUCUAAUGCGUAUAAAAUUAUUUGAGCUCUCUACUAGCAGCAGUGAAAGUGAGGGCGAYGAAAMCCAACAAGGCACAAAUGAAGGUGAGUCAGCCAAUAAUGGUGAUGCUCGGAGGGCGGCAUCACCGCCACCAAAUUGCGCAAUUUGCUUAGGACGUUGCAAAAAUAAAUGCUUCACUGAUUCCUGCAUGCAUCAGUUUUGCUUCAAGUGCCUGUGUGAAUGGAGCAAGGUUAAGCCGGAGUGUCCACUUUGCAAACAGACAUUCAAGUCUAUAAUACACAAUGUGAAGUCGAUUGAUCAGUUUGAAGAGUAUCAUGUACAGCCGCCCACCGUACAAAUUCCACAUCGCCCUGUGGAGGUCACUCUACGGAGCUUGCCAUAUAUUUUUGAUGCAGUAGUCGUGGAGGGACGUGACUGGGAGUUGCCGCGUCGUAGAAAUUCAGCUCACCGCAUCCGUCCCGCCAGCAGCGGUAUAUUUUAUCCUUCUGACAUGGCCCCUUCUAAUGGAGAACAUGGCAAUAGUUCCAACGGAAACAGCGUGUACAAUCAUCUCGUUUAUCGCAACGAACUGCUAGAUAUGUACCGACAGGAGGAACCAGAUGCCAUAGCUAGUAGUGGCACCUUAAGUCAACUAUGGCGUCGUUUUAUAUACGAUCGACGACUUUUCGCCCUACCAGUUUGUGAUAUAACGGGAAGAUUCCGAGAAAGUACAGCCAGAUUUUAUAGGGAUAAUCCUGCGCAAGUGCAUCGUCUUAUGCCAUGGAUCAAUCGUGACAUUGUUUGCUUGUUACGCAACACGGAGCAUAAUGUAUCUUCGUUGCUAGAACGUAUUAAUGAGAGCCUUCUUCAAACAAACAUUUUAUCGCCUGCAUUUCGACGYCGUCUGCAACCUUAUCUUGGAGCAAAGACCUCGCAUUUCAUACACGAACUAAAUAAUUUCGCGCGCUCACCAUACGACAUGAUCGGUUAUGAUCGAGCUGUACACUAUUUACCACAAACACCUGAGGAGAUCGUUAUAGAGUUCUCAUCGUCCGCAUCGUCAGAUGAAGGAAAUGCUUCAAAUGACAAUGAACGUMGAACGAGAAGCCGUAACUCUCGUACACGCAACGACGGAGAAUUCCGCGUGCUAUCACGCUCAGGUAACUCGUCGGUUAGUGGAUCAGUAGGAGCGUUACUGUCAUUCACGGUUAGUACUACCUCAGAAGGUACCGAGGCACCUGGCGUCACAGUUUCUAUAAAUGGACGAAGCGGACAAUCUGCAGCUAUUAAUCUAAGUACACAUAAUCGUGUCAGUGGCGAUAUUAUUGAUCUGGAUGACCUUGAAGCCUCCCUUGAGCCGGGGACUUCGCGUACAGCAAACGAYAGUGCUGCGGGAACAGCUGCAGCUUCAACUUCUGCAGCCGAAGAAGCGCCAACUUCCAGCUCUUCGGUUAAUAGACCUUUACAGCCCACCGUUACAGAGAAUAUUGAACUCACUUCAAGCAGUAGUGACGAAUGCGAGUUCGUAUUGGAGCGCAAGCCACCACACCUUCGUACACCCGAACUUGUCAGUCUAAAUUCAGAAAGUGAUUCUGACGUGGUAUUUGUGGAUGAAUCAAAACCCUUGAGGAAAUCAGCAUUUGCCAGUGUCGACGACGAGGAACAAAAACGAGAGUUAGAAGAUAACAAAAACAGUUCAACAACACAAAUAACAACCGGGUUGGGAGAGGUCGACUCGCACACAGCUCGUGAUCAUGAGGAGUUAUAUAAUAUGGGUGCUAGCACAUCAACGGGCUUGCGGUCGUCCGGGGGCGGUAGAGGUAUAAAGGAAAUGUACGAGCGUUCACGGCGCAGCACAGCUUCCCGUCGCAAGCGCAACUUGCGCAGCAAUCGAGGAAGAGACCAGGACCAACCGAAAACAUCAACUACUAUGCACAGGGGCAAGAAAAUAUACGAGAGCAGCUGCACGUCGUCCAAUACAGACACAACAUCUACAAGCAGUGACAGUGAUGAUGAAGAUUAUAAUAUCAAAAGACACCGUACGAAAUCACAACGUAGUUCCAGAAACCAGAAACCAAAGCGCUCACGAAGGAAAGGGCCGCAGCAAACCACCAGCAGCAGCAGCAACAGUGGCGGUCAGAACAGCAGCAGCACGAAUAUUCGAAAGCGAAAGCUGAGCCCGAGCGCAAAUAAAGCGCCAAGUGAUGACUCCAAACACUUCAAAACGGAAGCCAUGAGCUCAGACUCUGAAUACUCGAGCGAUGACAGCCAAAAUUUGAUAGAACUGCAGCGUCGCUUACAAGCGCUYAAAGAACAAGAAAAACAUGGCGGCACCAUGGAAAAGAUUAAUAAAACACUCGCCUACCUAAUCGACUGCGAAAAGGGCAACGACUCAUUGAACUCGAACGGGAAUACCAAUAACGGUACUGAGCAAAUGCCCCCAAGUUCAGAACAGGUGUGCGAGUUGCAGGAACUGGACGCUUUGACAAAGCAGGAAAAUUUCGAUAGUGAUACGCAUGAAAAUAGCGGUCUCAGUCGUCUAGUAGAGGCGGGGGAAGAGAGCUUGGACGUCGCUCAAAAUGUGUGCAUUACAUCAACAAACGAGAACGAAAGAACUGCCGUAAAUAUCGCAAUGGAAGAGGAUAACACAUUCUCCUCCACGGUGACGCAAACAACGACUGCCACCACCGUUACCACAACCCCGGCUAAUAACCGCUCGAUUUCGCGCGCCUCGGCCACAACCAACAACACAAACGACAACGAUAACGAUAAUGGCGAUGAACAUGAGCACGAUAACUGCAAUGAGAACGACAAUUUCAAUAGUUCGGAAACAUCGUCAACGUCUUCAACAACGUCGGAUACCUCGGCAACAUCACAUUCAUUGUAUUCAGCCUMUAGUGGYGGCGAAGAGGAGGAGGACGAGGAAGUAGACGAUGGCAAUGACAACGAAAAUGAAAAUGAAACGGAUGAAAAUGCACUGAGCCUACACCAACUGCUGGGCACACCAACAUGGCUCGCAGAUCAACUAACAAACCCGAGGUCGGCUAAUGAAGCCGGAGUGUCAACGGCGCAAGGCGAAAGUGGKAAUGGCAACGAGAGUUGCGACACCGACGGUCUAUCCCCACAGCGGGUUGAAGCGGAGGCGGUUUCACUGCCCGGCAUCGAAGAUGAUGUAAGCGGCAUCUUCUUGAACCAGCACGACACGAACCUCGUCAUGCCCUUCAACUACGACGCCGAGGCAAGUCAAAGCGAUGCCGAGUGACAAAUGCAUGAAUUGUAAUAUUUGGUAAAUUUAGAAACGCCGCAAGAGGAGCAAUGAAGUAAUUCAUCCGCAUUAAUUUGAAUUCAUUAUUUUUCCACAAGCGCAAGCAUUACUUAAAAAAAAAAUAAUCUUAGCGAUUGACAAGAAAAUUCCAAAAUUGUAUGAAUUGAUGCCACAAAAGGCAAUUGUAGGUCAGACAUAACCUUAAAGUUUUAGUGCUAUAUUCUAGUUUCCCGAUUUAUUAAGACACCUUCAUUUAAGCGACAACACUUUGCAAACUUCUUUUAUUUCUGUUUAAGAGACUUUUGAACACUAUGACUUGUACCCAAAACAGUUGCGUGGAACAAUUAAAGCUCGUCCACCAGCAAGCUUUUAUAUGGACCAGUGGUGUAAAGUUAUUAAUAAUUAUAUUUUAUUAAAUGUAAUAAAUAUAAAUCCUAAACUUUA
Bactrocera latifrons is the source of this 4680-nucleotide messenger RNA. It is a transcript of the gene Topors, whose product is annotated as E3 ubiquitin-protein ligase Topors. Gene Ontology annotation, biological process: protein monoubiquitination; protein polyubiquitination. The coding region runs from base 679 to 4233 and encodes 1184 amino acids. The transcript is spliced from 4 exons. Lineage: Eukaryota; Metazoa; Arthropoda; Insecta; Diptera; Tephritidae. The record is from RefSeq and is a predicted model, not a curated record. Gene Ontology annotation, molecular function: metal ion binding; ubiquitin protein ligase activity.